UGAAAAAUACCUCAUAACAAGGGGCGUUGUUUCUUAUAUGUUUUAUUAUUUACGUUUGUGAAUUGUCUUCUGUUAAGAAACACGCGAUCGCUAGUUUAUAAUUAAAUAAAAUGCAUUCCCAGACGAAUCUCAUUGCAGUGCUGCUACUGGUAGCUUUUAUUCAUGGAGGCUCUGCGAUUUGGUGCUACCGCUGCACCUCAGCUACUCCUGGCUGUGCCGAGAAGUUUAAUUGGCGGGGUAUAGGAUUCCUGGGCGAGCACUGCCCAGAACCCGACGAUAUUUGCGUCAAGGUGACAGAGCGCCGAGGCGCCAGGGAAACGAUCACCCGCGAUUGCCUCAGUGCACUAAACUUCCGUAAGGACAUUCCCGCCGACAAGUACGAGGGCUGCCGACCAGCCGCUCAUGACGAGAAGUUGGCGAACUACGUCAACCACACGAUUAAAGAGCACGACGUGCGAAGGGAUUACUUCACUGACACCACGUUCUGCUUCUGCUUCCUGGAUCAUCGAUGCAAUGGUGCAACUGGCCUGCAGGUAUCCGCUGUGAUGGGCCUUCUCGCCCUCACUGCCCUAUUCUUCCGUUAGAAUUUUCCCAAUAGUGAAGGGUUAAAGUGCCUUACUAAUGCUAAUACACUGAGCAACGACGAAUCUCGUCUUACAUUCCGUCCACACUUUUGUACAAUUUUUGACACUGAUUUACAAUUUUUAGAGUCUUGUGUUUACUCAACUAAUUAAAUACAUUUUACCAUAUUUAUAAAAAGAA
Messenger RNA from Drosophila eugracilis, 762 nucleotides. RefSeq lists its product as uncharacterized. Lineage: Eukaryota; Metazoa; Arthropoda; Insecta; Diptera; Drosophilidae. The transcript is spliced from 3 exons. The coding region runs from base 111 to 584 and encodes 157 amino acids. The record is from RefSeq and is a predicted model, not a curated record. Gene Ontology annotation, biological process: positive regulation of voltage-gated potassium channel activity; sleep; regulation of synaptic transmission, cholinergic.